UACCUGCGUCCAAACAACCCCUAACUCAAAAAAGGAAUAGCUGUCCAGGUGCAGAGAACCAUUCCCAGAACAGAAUGGCGCAUUUUCUUCAGGCUUCCGUGCCUCUCCACACUCUCUCCAAAAGACUCUCGCUUUCCACACCCCUUGCUCUGCUCCACACUCGAUGUACGAGAUCCCUCUUUUGCAAAAUGUCGGCCGAGUCGGCCCCCCUGACUCACUCCAUCACCCUUCCGAGUCGACCCCGUGAACCCGUAAAGAUUGUAGCCGCACCUGGCAUCUCCAAUUCUGAGUUCAGGAAUGCUAUUAAUUCCUUCUUGUUCAAGCAAUGGUUGAAGAACCUGCAAACUGAAACCGGAAUUUUAGGCGACCAUUCCCUGUCGCUGAAAUGUGUGCUUAUCCAGGGAGUCGAUAUGUUUGGAGAGCGCGUUGGUUUUCUCAAAUUCAAAGCUGACGUUUUGGAUAAGGAGACAGGAAAAAAGGUUCCAGGUAUUGUAUUUGCACGAGGUCCAGCAGUAGCCAUACUGAUCCUCUUGGAGUCGGAGGGUGAAACUUAUGCCGUGCUUACCAAACAGGUUAGGGUCCCUGUUGGGAGGCUUAUUUUGGAAUUGCCUGCUGGAAUGUUGGAUGAUGACAAGGGUGAUUUUGUUGGCACUGCAGCUCGGGAGGUUGAGGAGGAGACUGGUAUACACUUAAAUCUAGAAGACAUGGUUGAUCUCACAGCCUUCCUGGAACCAUCCACUGGAUGCAGAGUCUUUCCUUCCCCGGGUGGAUGUGAUGAAGAAAUUAGCCUCUUUCUGUACCGGGGGUGUGUGGGCAAAGAGAUUAUCAUGCAACUUCAAGGAAAACAAGCUGGUCUUCGUGAACAUGGUGAGCUGAUUGAGGUUUGUGUCGUUCCCUAUAAAAAACUCUGGCGCAUGACACCUGAUUCAAAGGUUCUAAUGGCCGUUGCUCUUUAUGAAAUGGCCAUGAGAGAAGGGUUACUUCCACAAUCAAAGGCCUAAACUGCAACUUUUCAACCACAAGGCGCUCUUCGUGGACUGUUUAUGGAAGCAUGGCACUAGUCAUUCUAUAUUCUGAAUGAAUUCUCCAUGCGUAUUAAACUUCAAGUACAAACUAAUAAAAAGUCAGAAUUCAUUUGUCAAA
Juglans microcarpa x Juglans regia is the source of this 1143-nucleotide messenger RNA. RefSeq names its product nudix hydrolase 14, chloroplastic. Gene Ontology annotation, biological process: ribose phosphate metabolic process; nucleoside phosphate metabolic process. NCBI's taxonomy places the organism in Eukaryota, Viridiplantae, Streptophyta, Magnoliopsida, Fagales, Juglandaceae. The coding region runs from base 75 to 1001 and encodes 308 amino acids. Gene Ontology annotation, molecular function: ADP-ribose pyrophosphatase activity; ADP-glucose pyrophosphatase activity. The transcript is spliced from 7 exons. The record is from RefSeq and is a predicted model, not a curated record.